This is a messenger RNA of Biomphalaria glabrata, 1890 nucleotides long. RefSeq lists its product as uncharacterized. The record is from RefSeq and is a predicted model, not a curated record. The transcript has 12 exons. Lineage: Eukaryota; Metazoa; Mollusca; Gastropoda; Planorbidae. The coding region runs from base 528 to 1787 and encodes 419 amino acids.
AGUGACCAUCUUUGAUCAGUCCAAGUCACAGUACUGCUUGUCGGGACUAUUGCCAGGAUAUGAUAAAAUACAGCUAGAGAUUCAUGUGGUUAGCCGCGAAGUCAAUGUUGUAAGAAUCUUUUUGAAUUCCACUGUUUUGCAGAUCUGCCAGAUUGACUUGGAGUCCGUGACUUGUAACGAAACGACUCAAGACGGUUGUUUCUGUCGUUCAAAAGACCAAUUGCUCAACCUCUACGUGCUGGUUGUUCGUCUCCCUGCCAGACGUCAAUACAGUCGAUCUGAUGUACAUGUCACUUCGCUAAGAAAUGGAGUACUGACAAAACAUCGGCAAUCUGUCAAGCUCCCGCUUAUUGACAGUCAACUAUCUAUCAACUUUCACGUUGAUGGGAAGCUGCUCGACAUUUUCCCUUUCCAGAACAUUCGCUUGAAGCUAAACAGCCCUCACCUGAUUCAAGUCUGCUAAACAGCCCUCACCUGAUUCAAGUCUGCUAAACAGCCCUCACCUGAUUCAAGUCUGCAACACGAUCAUGUCGUCACAGAAGCAGGCCAGUGUCAGGUGGCAGUGUGGUACGGAGGUGACUCCUUUCACCGAGUGUGUGGAGACCACCAUUGAGUUAAUAACUGACAAUCAAUCUUUGUGCAUAGAGAACAUCAAGACAUGCGAUGGCAAUAAGUCACUGCAGGUUCUCCUCAUUGGUCGACCAGAGAUCACAAUAACAGACGUCUCCAAGUCUAUGACAUGUUCCACAGGCCUCCUGGCCAACUUGGACUAUGUCCAGCUGAGACUUCUGUACGACGCUUACAACUCCAGCAAGGUUGACCACAUUGAUAUCGAAGCCAUCAGCCAGCUAGAAAUAGAUGACCACCCUAAGACCAUCAACAAGGGGUACGAGAUGGUCACUAACAGCGAGUCCUUGGUCCACAUUUGCCGCAUUUCUCUGAGGCCCUGUCCGACCAUGGGGACCUCCCAGUGCUUCUGUAGUUUCAACGUAGAUCAUGUUUACCAUCUGACGGUCAACGUGACUGCCCAACUUGAAUUUAGCCGUGGCUUUAUGCUGGCCGUCUUAUCCCCUACUGCUAAUUAUGAUGACACCUUAUUGCUUGGACGACGAAUUCAGCUCAAGAAAUUUUACGUGAAAGGAAGUGAGUCGGCCACCUUGCUCUAUGAAGGAGUUGACCUACUUGCAGACAAAUGUUCCAACAACUUCACAGUCAUUUCCGACAAGACGCUGACCUUCUGCAUGUAUGACAUUGAUCACCCUGCCAUUAGUCUCUUCGUCAACUCUAACCACACACAGACUUCCAUGUCCGGGGACUGUCUCAAGUCAAAGGUUCGAUUAGAAGCCGGCUCCAACCACCUAGUCUACAGCUACAUUGAUUCCUGCCGACGACGAGGGAGCUAUGAGUGUACAAUUUGGAGUUCCACCAUUGCAAUCGUCAAUAUAACAGUGACGCCAGACACCAUUGAAGAAAUAGACCUUACAGAAGGAUGGACAUUUAUAUGGCAUAUACUUUUGGCCAUGGUUGUAGUGAAUGUUGUGUUUAUUUUGUAUUGCUACAAAAUUGGUGCUUGUUGCUUCAAUGAUUGUGGUGAUGACAUACCUCUGAUCAUCUUCCAAGAUGUUUCGCAAGGCGAAGGACGUCUGCAGCCCAAGGAAGCAGUAGUUCAAUAUUCAUCCUCAUUGGGAGCCAGCUCAGUUUCUGAUUCCGUAGACCCUGUUUUUAAACAUGUGCUGAAGAUAAAACUGAAUUCCAGUAGAAGUGACAUCAUUAUAGGAAAACGAUAACACCAAUGGUGGAACACGACAACACCAGUCAUGGAACAAGACACCAUCGAUAUAGCAUUGACUUAGUCAUUUAAUUAAAUGACUGACCAAACUAAUUAAUACA